AUGGCCCAACCAGCCCCUCCCCCUCACCACCCGCCAGCGGCCCAAGCUCGCACUCAAGGAUCGCCCAUGCCCACGGAUGACCGCGAGCGAACCGUAAAUAAUACGCCACCAUCGCUUUCGAGCGGACAAGGACAGAGUCGCAUCCCCGGACAAGGCUUUGGUGGUCCUCAGCCUGCAUCACCUUGGCUCGACCCUUCCUCGCAUAAUCCUCACCUCGGACGUCCAGAGCUCAACCAUAACCAGAACAGUCCUCAGCAAUCCCACUCGCCCUUCCCUCCGCCCUUCUUGCAUCCAAACUUGGCACACCUGAUGCAGCAGACACACAUGCAGCAAAUGAUGCACCAACAGCAUCCACAAUUCCAUGAUCCCAGCAAAACUCAACCACCAGGACUUGGAGGCGACUCGUUCGACGACCAGCACUCUCAGCAGGAGCGCACAUUGGACCAACGGCACUCUCAGCAACGUGCUUUCGACAAGGGCGCCACGAGCACCAUUGAGGAAUCAUCUGUGACAGCGGGAUCAGAUGUAUCUACGUCGGACCACGGAGCCCAGGCUGGCCCUCAGCGGGCAGGAGAGAGACUCCAAUUCUCAACGGACCGACACUCGAUGGACGCUCAGCUUAGACAGGGAAUGUUCCAUCCUUUGGCCCAACACCCGCAGUCCAUGUUCCCAGGACCUCCGGGAUUUGAGGGCGAAUUUGGACCACCAGGGAUGAUCCCUAUGCACACACCCAACGGUAUAGUGUUCGUCCCCAUGAACAGAGUGACGCCUCCUCCUCCUCCUCCUCCUCCUCCUCCUCCUGGGUUUGGUCACUUCCCAGUUCACUCCCCCGAUCAGGAACGACUCGCUUCACAUCAACAUCCUGGACCCCAGUUUCAACCGACACUCCAGCAACAUCAACACUUUCACCAGCAACAAAUGUUCAUGCAUCAGCAGAUGCUCCGGCAGCAACACCAAUUGCAACAGAUGUACCAAUUCCAAAACGGUCCUCAGCAUCCUUUGCAUCAGGAACAGCAACAACAAGAACAACAGGGAGCCGGUACACCGAUGUCUGAUGGAAAGAACGGACAGGAACAGCAACAGCAGCAGAAUCACCAGAUUAAAAAUAUCGAGAGCCAUAUCAACCAGCUUUUGUUCCAAGGCGGAGGCGCGGAUGGAACUUCGACUGCACCAGCUGUUGCGGCGCUGGAUGGACCCCGGCUGACAGUUCAGGAGAUUGAAGAGGCCCAGGUCAAGGAUCUACAGGGUCAAUUCCGGAGGUUUUCACUCGGCGACCCAGUAUCCCCACCUCGAUCCCGCUCGAUCUCCUCGGUGACUGACCACAUUUCUGGUGAUGGUCCACAGAUUCAAGGCAACCGCCUGUCCUCUCAGUCGUCAGCGUCGUCUCAGCAGUUCUCUACGAUGAUCCACAGUCGAUUCCAGGACCCUUCUACUACUCGAUACGAACAGCCAGUCGACAAGGCGCCAUUUUCGGCCAAGGAUAUCGACUUUUAUUCAGACAGGAAAUAUGACCCUUACCGACCGACCAACUUUGACCAGAUCACCAGAGACGCCAAGGACUUUUGUCAGGAGCUUAUGCCCAAACCAGAGGAAGAAACCAGGAAGCUGGCUCUCUUGCAAAGGCUGUCCGAUAUUGCUAUCGAAGUCUUUGGAGAGGCUGAGGUUUUGCCGUUCGGUUCCAGUGGCAAUGGACUCGCGUUAGCCAAUGCGGAUAUGGAUGUCUGUGUUUUCUUGAACCCCAAGGAAGGAUCGGAGGAAGUCUCGCCGGUAGAGUUUGUCGAGCGGUUAGGCGAGCGGUUAGAGAAGGAUCCGGAUUUCGAGAACAUCCUGCAGUUGAAGCGAGCCCGAGUCCCCAUUGUUAAGCUGAACCAUGUCAACGGGAUCGCUUGUGACAUUGGUUAUCAGAACGACCUAGCCAUAUGGAAUACGCGACUCCUAAGGGCCUACUGCAGGAUCGAUGAGCGCGUUCGGGAUAUUGUCGUUAUCAUCAAGAUUUGGGCCAAGCGCAGGAAGAUCAACAACCCCUACACAGGGUCUCUGUCGAGUUACGCCUACGUUUUGCUGGUCAUUCACGUUCUCCAGAGACAGGGAGUCUUGCCGAACCUUCAGACGAUUGUCGCAGGAAACGGCAAGGUACCAUUUUGGGAUUGCCAAGGAUUCAACCGGUACUUUUUCGAGGACAUUCCCAAUCUCUCCUACUACUGGCAGCCGACACCAGAGUCUCAACGCCAAUCGAUUGGAGAAUUACUCUACGAGUUCUUCCGUUACUAUGCCAGUGAGUUCCGCUACGCCAACCACGUAGUCAGCAUUCGCAGCGGAGGACUUUUGACCAAGGAGGUGAAAGAAUGGACAAAGGAUCACACACAACCUCCUCCCCAACAGCAACAGCAACAGCAACAACAGCAGUUUCAGCCACUAUCGGAGGCGCCUGCUGACGACACAGAGCUGGCCCAAUCGGCACCAGCGGCCGAUGCAAAGCCUGUUGUCAAGAAUAGAUAUCUAUUCUGUAUAGAAGAUCCUUUCGGCAGACCCGUCGACCGUUAUUCGUUGUUCACGAUCCGAGGCGAGUUUAUGAGGGCGGCCAAGAUUUUGAGCAGGAAGGGCGAUGGGGUUAUUGGCAGAUUGUGCGUUGAACGAGAGGUGCCACAGCACCAGGAAAGGAACCGCAACGGAAGCGUCGACCAAGGAGACGAUCAGGCAAAGGACAGGCAAGGACCAUCCAGCCCCGACGGCAAACCAGGACCAAGGACGUCGUUCUCGACGGGCGAGGAGCGGCCAAGGGUUGGAUUUCACGAAACAGAGUCAGGAAAUGAUACUGGAUCAAGGCGGUCGAGUGGGCGACGGAAUUAUUAUAAGCGGGCGACCAUUGGAAGCGAGCCCAGGCAUUUCAACCGACCAUAG
Linnemannia hyalina is the source of this 2901-nucleotide messenger RNA. The record is from the annotation of a GenBank genome assembly. NCBI's taxonomy places the organism in Eukaryota, Fungi, Mortierellomycota, Mortierellomycetes, Mortierellales, Mortierellaceae.